AAAGUGUAGUAAGAGGACUCUACAUACUCAUUACAUGCAAACACACACAGUACGGGCUUUGACAUCUCCGCUCAUCUCUCACGGGACUCUCGCGAUAGUUCCCUUGCCAAAGCGACGACGGAGGAGAGUGAGCACGGUAACCCGAAGAGGCAGACGGACGCAAGGACCAUCCGAGCUUGGCGUGCGUGCGGUAGACAGCAGAGUGAGAGAGAGAGGGGGGACGCCGUAGCCUACGAGAAGUGACGUGACGUCACUGGCUUUCCUGAAAGUCAACAACAAGCCAAGCGGCAGAGGCUCAACGGCGGUUCUGGGGAAACAGAGGAGCAGCAGCCGCCUUGUUGACCCACAGCCGAUUGUCCAUUAGGUCCUCUCGACCGCAGGGACAGCUGUAACUGAACAUCGAAAAGGCUGAGUCACCCUCGGAGAGUGGGAAGGUCUGCUGAAGAAAGAGAGAGAGAGAGAGAGAGAGCAACAGAGAGUGGAAGACAGAGGGGAGGGAGGAGAGCCAACGAGCCGGCGAGAGAGAGAGAGAGAGAGGGAGAGAGAGAGAGGGAGAGUGUGUGAGCGUAACGGAUUGACGGCCACGAGAGGAAAGAAGACGGCACGCCGGCCCCUGAGUCCAGCUGAGCCACAACCAACCCAGCGCAAGAGAGAGAGAGAGAGAGAGGGAAAGAGAGAGACGGAUAAACAGAGAAAGAGAGAGAGAAGGGGAGAGAGAGGCGACAACGACGACGAGAGAGAGAAAGAACGAGAGAGAGGAGGGAGGGGAGCCCAAGCUCUACUCUGCACGCCGACGAGACUGGGAGGUCUGAUCCCCCCUCCUCCUCCUCCCCCCCCUCCUCCUCCUCCUCCCGUCCUCUCCUCCCUCUCUCCUUCCCCCUCCCUCCCUCCCUCCCUCCGUCGUUCCCUCGCUCUCUCUCUCUGUGUGAGCUGGGGAGUCCGUCUGUAGCGGAGGCAUCCAGGCAGCCACAGUGGGGAGAGACACCAUGAGCGAUGUUACUAUCGUCAAAGAAGGCUGGCUGCAGAAGAGAGGUGAGUACAUAAAGAACUGGAGGCCACGAUACUUCCUGCUGAAAACGGACGGCUCUUUCAUUGGGUACAAGGAGAAGCCUCAGGACGCAGACCUACCCUACCCACUCAACAACUUCUCUGUCGCAAAAUGUCAGUUGAUGAACACAGAACGACCAAAACCCAACACCUUCAUCAUCAGGUGCCUACAGUGGACAACAGUCAUAGAGAGGACGUUUCACGUGGACACGCCAGAGGAGCGGGAUGAGUGGACAGAGGCCAUUCAGAUGGUGGCAGACAAACUGCAGCGGCAGGAGGAGGAGAGAAUCCAAUGCAGCCCCACCUCCCAGAUAGACAACAUCGGAGAGGAGGAGAUGGACACGUCCACUAGCCACUAUAAACGCAAGACGAUGAAUGAUUUUGACUACUUAAAGCUACUGGGCAAAGGCACUUUUGGGAAAGUCAUUCUGGUGCGGGAGAAGGCCAGUGGGAAGUAUUACGCAAUGAAGAUCCUCAAGAAGGAGGUUAUCAUUGCAAAGGAUGAAGUUGCUCACACACUCACAGAGAGCAGAGUACUGAAAAACACAAGACACCCUUUCCUCACUUCUUUGAAAUACUCAUUCCAGACUAAAGACCGCCUCUGUUUUGUCAUGGAAUACGUCAAUGGAGGAGAGCUCUUUAUCCAUGGCUGUUUUCCAUUUGCCCGAGAGCGUGUGUUCUCGAGGAGCCUAGUGAUUCUCGGCUGGAUUGUCUCCGCUUUGGACUAUCUGCACUCUGAUAUAUUAUAUAGGGAUCAAAAAUUGGAGAACCUGAUGCUGGAUAAAGAUGGCCACAUUAAGAUCACAGACUUCGGACUCUGCAAGGAAGGCAUCACCGAGGCCGCCACCAUGAAGACCUUCUGUGGAACACCCGAGUACCUGGCACCUGAGGUGCUGGAGGAUAAUGACUACGGCCGUGCGGUGGACUGGUGGGGUCUGGGCGUGGUCAUGUACGAGAUGAUGUGCGGCCGGCUACCCUUCUACAACCAGGACCACGAGAAGCUGUUUGAGCUCAUCCUAAUGGAGGACAUCAAGUUCCCGCGCACCCUCUCCUCUGACGCCAAGUCCCUGCUCUCCGGACUGCUCAUCAAGGACCCCAACAAGCGACUUGGAGGGGGUCCAGACGACGCUAAAGAAAUCAUGCGACACAGUUUCUUUACAGGAAUCGACUGGCAAGACGUUUAUGAUAAGAAGCUGAUACCUCCCUUCAAGCCUCAGGUGUCAUCCGAGACGGAUACCAGGUAUUUUGACGAGGAGUUCACGGCACAGACCAUUACAAUAACUCCCCCUGAAAAAUUUGACGAAGAUGGCAUGGAUUGUCUGGACAACGAGCGAAGACCCCAUUUCCCACAGUUCUCCUACUCUGCUAGUGGACGGGAGUGAGUUCCGCACGACAGAGUGCCGCUGCCCAUUUCCUCAUGUAUGGUUACCAUGGCUACCACUGGACCAUCAGCGCCUAACCAACCUCUUUCCUCUCUCUCUCUGUCCCCAACUCCCUGACCCUCUCAUUUGAGUUGUUUCACGCACUGGGUGGACUGUAAGGGCCAUGACCCAAAAUGGCGGUGUAUUGUCAGGCACAAGUUUGGUGUAUUUUGGGCACAAGUUUGGGCUACAAGUCUCAAGCGCCUACUCACUGCUUUUUAUUGCACUGGUGGACUGGCAAACUAGGGUUUAGUUUUGUCUCAGUUUAUUUGUAUUUUUAUUUCUCUUUGUUUUUGUUUCUGGGUUAGUAGCUUCAUACAGUGAGCUGGUUUAGUUUUUCGAUUUUUAUUUUAUUUUGUUUGUUUGGGUCAGGAUUUUACAGUUAGCUUAGCUUAGCUGGCCAUGAUCACGGCCUUCCACGUUUUAGCGGGAAAGUGACCAGAAGGACCUGCCUUACUCUCCCCGUCUCGCUCUCUCCCUCAUGGAAAGGUGAGGCACAUCUGCUCUUCAGAUUCACAGGAGGUUUUGCCGGGGGGCAGAUAAUUCUGCCCCAUGAGAUUACGUGCACACACACACACACACACACACACACACACACACACACACAUGUACCCCUCUCCCUCUGUACCAGCCCAGAGAACCGCUAACUGUGGACCAGAUAGGGUUCAGGUCAGGAGCACACUCAUACAUACUCAUAUACACACACACACACACAAAACCUCACUCACACUUAGGUCUAGAUUGUGUCCAGAUUUGGAGCUCACACAAACACACGCAUACAUUAGGGACUGGAUCAGACCCAGGUUGAAACUGUAUCUGAUCUGACCCAAAAUCAGAGGGUGUCCGGGCGGAGCUCCACAUCCUCCCCUCUCCUUGUCUUAGCUUAGCUGUAGCUAGUAGCCGUUAGCUUUGUAGUGUUAGACCAUUUAGAAACUGCCAGAAACGGUUCGCUCAGGCUACGCAGAUGAAAAAGACAACAAACAAACAAACCAACCAACAAACAAACCUCUCUUUUCGUCUGCAAUCAAACUCAAGUAACAGGUACAGCAGCUUUACUCUGGGGUCUCCCACGGCUCAACGCAGGGGCCCCACACUCAUGCCACUAACUGAACAUGCCUCAAAACGUCUCUGCUCGCUCUCUCGUGGACAACUGUGUCAGUAGAUUAGGAUUCCUACCGACGUUUUUUAGUUUUUUAUUAUUGUUAUUUCUGCCGCCACUGACAACCACAGUCAUAUGGCUUAACUUUUAGGUAGUUCUGCCCUGUAGUUUCAAACGGAAAGAGAAAAGUCGUCUCUGACAGACCCUAAGUCAGAGACGUUUAUUUUGUUACAGUCUACAUGCAGAGCUCUGAAGUGGACCAGGUCUGAGAAACCUUGUGACGUUUCCGUGGUUUCCGUGACGUUUCCGUGGUAAUCCUGUGAAUCCAAGCAAUGCUUUACCUUUCCAUGGCCCUCAAAGUUCAGUUCCAUUCAGGGUUAAUUUUCCAACAGUCUUAAACUAUCGUCCACCAAGCGACCAGACAAAUGAACAAAAUCUAUGUGCGAGGCCUCCAGAGCUAGUUACUGAUCUAUAGAGUAUCUUAUCCCUUGGAAGAUGGUGUGUAAAUAUGCAAGGCUUUAUUUUGACGUCAGUGCAAGAAAAAAAAAAAAAAAAAUACUUUUUUUGCUGUCAUUGUAUUAGUAGUCAGCUGAUGUAACACAGUAUUCAGAAUGCAUUACACACAAACACACACCAACACAUACAAAAUGUGAAUGAUAAAGGCAACAUUUAGAGCCGUAUAUAAUGAUGCCACUUUUCCACAGGAGGAGGGGCUUAAUAUAUAUAUGGGUGGGCUUAAGGGAAUAGCUCCUCCUAUGAUGUUAAAAAGUGCAAUCACAGGAAAUGACUUCCCUUUUGGGGCAGUUAGAAGGCUGAUAGUAAAUAGGGGAUUGGUACUGUAAGGGAAGGGGAGGAAAAAUAUCGAUUUGUUUUUUAAGACCGAGGGAUUUUUUUUUCUUUAAAAAAUCUGAUUGUUUAAUUUAUUUGUUGUUGAAAUUUUUGUGUUAUUAUUAUUAUCAUCAUCAUAUUUUUUUUCCUACUACUAUUGUUAGGAGUAUUAUCCAGUUUUUUUCUGGAUUAAAAUGCACCUCAAAAAUGGCUUAAGAAUGUAGACAGGGCAAUGAAAAAGGCCUUUUAAUGUUGAUUUGCUUUGACUUCAAAUUUAUUUUCCUAUCGUCUCAUACCAAAAUAUAAUGAUGUCAAGAGCAAUGAAAAGCUCUAACUCAAAAGAAAGUUUGUCAGUAGUCUACCUACAGUCUAGUGGUACUGUGUUGUGUGUUACUUUGGUUUUAAUUUGUUUGUUUGUUUGUUUGUUUGUUUGUGUCGUGUGUGUUCUUUCACAUGGCUAUGUUGUCUACAUGAGGUACAGUCCCAAAUAGGAACCGAACUGGUGUGCCAAUCGGGCCCGUAUUGGCACCGGAGACGUUCCGCAGAGUCCGAGUACAUGGGACAUCUAAGACACAAGAUGCAACCCAGCCAGUGCUGUUGAGUCUGGAAAUCCCUGUGAGAGAAAAGAAAAAGAAACACACACACGCACACACAAAUACGCACGCUGCAUAAGUCAAACUGCCGUUAUGAAAAUACCUGUUUAAACAAGCUGCUAACGACCCAUACUUCGCUUGUCAUUUUGAUCCAAGUCUGAUGCAUAGCAAACUCAAAGGACCCAUGAAUAAAUAGAAGGAGCCUGUAGAUUUAAAAGUGAAGAGCAAAUACGUAAAAACGUCAAAACACAUCAUUCCACGUUUCAUAAAAGUAUCCCUAAAUACCUCUGUUAUCAUUCUUCAUUUACACUGUGAAUUUCAGCCAGCAGUGGACGCCAGAGGGAGGCAGCCGUGUUUGUUAACGAUAAAAGCGUCGUGUCACUUCUCCUACCAAACAAAAACAAGUAUUCUUUCACCCAUUUUCUCAGACAUUCUGCCCUUAUUGAUAAGUCUUCGGGCCAAUUGAGACGAGAAGCGUUUUUCAGUCGUCUAUGGUUAAAGGGCAACCAGAGCAUAUUAUUAUGCUUCACUACUACUUUAUGCGUGUAUGUGAAACGUACUCAACACAUUGUUAAACACUGUUACAUCACGUCAGAGAUGGAGGCAGUGUAAAUUCCCAUUUAGACAACACGUUUACAAGGAAUGCAGCAUGCUGUUGGUGAGUUAACUAGGUUGGGAUCCGUCAACAAGCUGCUCAGUUAGUCAGAGGCAACAAGAAGUGACGUCUAUUGUACUGUCUAUUCUUGCUGAAGUGUUGUAUGGAGUAGUUUCUAGGUCAUUUGUAUUUGUUCGUCUCCCAUGGUUUUUGCUCUUCAGGGUAUUGGUUGUGUGCACAGUAUGUGCCUUACAGGAAAAGUAGGUUCAAUUUAGAAUAUUUUUUUUCUGGGGUGUGUGUGUGAAAGUGUGGUUGUUGUCAAUUCAGCGUUGUAAAACUUAAGUUUGGGUCGUGGGCGCUGCAUGGUGAUGUUAAAGGAAUGUCCUGGGCCACUAAGAGGGCUGAGAAAAUGCAUAAAGUAUUGGAUGCAGCUGUACAUGAAAUAAGAACAUACCAGAGAGGUAUUUUAGUGUGCAGUCCACUUUCAGUAGUCAUAUCAAGGGUUUGUGUUCAUGUUUAAUAUUGCUUAAGAUUAAGUUUUAUUAACUUUGUCCUGAUGUUACUAAGGGGCUAUCCACUGUACGUAACUAUACCAUCUACUAUCUACCACUAUUGACUCAAGGCUAAUGGACAUGCUAUAACAUGUUUCACUGUUAUGAGGGUGUGUUUGAGUGGGCUUAAUUCUGCUAUUGGAAGUUGUGGAUGGUUUGAUGUAUAUGAUUUGACUGGGGUGUGAAGGUUGGCAACGCAGGUGUCAGUCGUUGAGAAACAAGGGUCUGCAAAUCUGCCUGUGAAGUGUCGUUUCUCUCGAGAAGGUGGUUCCAGAUGCAUGAUUUGACGGGCGAAAUGGAGGUGGAAGCAGAUGGGCUCAUCCCGAGACUGGAGGUCGAUCAAUAACUAGGACGUUGACAAGAAUAUGGUGUGUGGGAUGUAGAUGGCAGAAGCGCAAGUUGUGCAAGUCGUUCUGCAAGGGCUGCAUCUUAAGAGCUAAAUAUAAAAUCAGACACACACACACACACACAGAUAGUCAACAUACAAAUACACCACACACACACACACACAGAUUGUGUUUCUGUCGCUGCAUACAUCUGAAGCAUUGAGAUCACAUGGGAGAAUAGUUCCAGUUCCGUUUCACUCCUAGUCACAGUUUUGGAUUAAGGCGAGUUUGAGCACACAGUGUGUGUGUUGUUUCUGGGAUCCCAGGUUAUUGAUAGGAGCGUUGUCCAGAGACGCAGGUGGAGAACCGAUGUCCUCCCGCCUGCGUUGGCACUGUGUUGGCACAGAACUGUUGUGGAAACACAGGGUAUGUUGCGAGAUGUGGCAACAAUUUUUUAUUUAUUUUUUUGUGCAAUUCUAAUCCAUAAGUGGUUGUAGCCUGUGGUACACAUCAACAACCCUGUCCUUUUCUCUCCCCCUCUCGCCAACACGAGUAGAAUGUAUAUCGACUGAGUGUCAGAAAAAUGGUUGAAAAGGAACUGGGUUUUUGACGCAGCCCUCACAGGCAGUAUGUAGAGACUGGUGCGUUUCGCUCGAAGUGGAGUUUGGCGUAGGACGGCAGGAUCUGUCACGACGACGUGCCGACCGUACCCCCUACCGUUUCGGCGAAGCUCUGAUCUAAAAACUGCGGAUAUUCAAUCCAUUACACUUUGUCAUUGACUGUCUUCCAGAAGCUUUGUUUGGGUCACUUCUGUCAUGUGUUGUAGUGGGAUCAAUGGCUUAAUGAAACUACUUGGAGCAAUGGUUUAAUAGGAGCAUACUGCUGAACACAAUGCAUAUUAUAUCUGUGUGUUUGUUUUGUUUAUUUCUGUUUUAUAUAUGCUGGUUUGUUUGAGGAGUAACUUGAACGUUUCUUAUUUUCUGGUAUUUGUGUAAGAUCUAGACACUGUCUUUUGUUUGAUUGUUUGUUUGUUUGUUUCUUUUUUUUUUAGCUGUGAAUUUCAACAUGGAGAUAAACAAAUGUUUUUGGGCACUUAACAUUUUAUUUAACGUUUUUAUGCAUUGAUUGAUUUUCACCAUUUUUGAAGGAGCACUUAAUAAACGUUUCUGCACUCUGUCUACUUGUCUUCGCCACAGGUCAGACAGAAUGGCAGACACAGCUUGUACGCUCGCACUAUGUAGGAUAGGAUAGGCUAGACUAUGACACAUUACUUUUCUUUCUGCUCGCCUCAAAAUGGUAUGUGACUUUCUCUUCGAAUCUGUGUAUACCUAUACGUGUAUGGACCCUUUCAAGAGAGUUCCAUUAUCAGCAUCAUAGUUGGCCCCACAAGACUUCCUUUUUAACAUUCCAUAUGUUAUCUUAAUGCAGAGGAAGUAGAUUGGGGCCCAAAUAGAACGUUCAAGCAUUGUUUUUGUUUUUAUUGUUGAAAGGGUCUAUACAUUGACAUCAGCUGGUCUUUACCAUAUUGACCACUACUGGAAAGCACAGAGUCCCUUCAUGGAGAUCAUGCGUCUUUCUUUUUGUAAAUUAUAAAUAAAAGAAGGAGAUCCUUUCACAUUGGGGAUGUAUGGGGCGGGUGGAUUUGAUAUGUUCAAUUUUAUGCAAAAGUUGAGGCUCCCUUGGCUAACUGACGUCAUGGCAUUUUGUUAUUUAUUUAUGCUUAUUUAUUUAGGGAUAAAAGUAGAAAAUACAGCCCCUGCAGUUAAGAAAACCAAACCCUUUUACAAAUGUUAUUACAAUGUUUCUGAUUUCAUGGAGAAAUAAUAAUAAUAAUAAAAAAAAUAGACAUGAUUAAUGGCAUAAUUGUGUCCCAUGCUCAGAGCUUCUCGGAUGUUUGCAUUCAGCUGUAAUGUAUCUGGGGCAGCUGGUGGGAGAGCACGUGCUGGAGAGCCAGAUUUGGUCCCUCCAUGUUGAGAACUGUGUUUUCCUGUGCGCCAAGUCUGGACACAGUCAAGAAAAGAAAAGUCAAAACAGGAAAAAAAAUGUUUGUGUGUGUGUGUGAAAUUUGCUAUUUAAACAGCUUAACCACGCAAAGAAAGUGGACUUGUCGACAUCAAAAUGUGUGCGAAAAAAAAUAUACGGCUGAAAAAAAAAGUAUAGUAGAAAGCUUUAUCCAUCAAACAGCCUGCUCACAGAAUGAGUCCGUGGGACCCAGACUCUUGUUUGCCCUUGAGAAUGACCAUCAAGGUCAGUUGAAGGUCAGAAGAAGAAAAAACGAGGCCAUUCCUUGCCACCUCACCCCCAAGCUCUCCCCAUACACAGGGAGCCCUUCCAUAAUAUGGUCAUGUGAUGAUGUGGGUUGUAUCCUUAUUAACUGCAGGGUCUCAAGCUGAUUUGACACCUCAGACAUACCUUUGCUGCUAUACUGUUUGUACUGUCUACAACAGAUUUUUUUUCUUGUUACCUUGCUCCUGAUAGUGUAUAAUGAAUGAGCAUGAAUUGUAAAGUAUUUAUUUAAAAACAUAAAGGAGACAUUCCUUUAAAAAGGAAGUUUUAAAAAAAAAAAAAAAAAAAAAAAAACCUUGUAAUUAAUUUUACGUCCAUCUAGCUUUAGAGUUUGUGUCAUUUCUUGAGCUUGCUAGCUCUGUCAUUAGAUCCAUGUUAAGAUCUAGUCAUGUGGUUAAGGAAUGUAAGAAGAAGGGGGUACAAAGAAUAAAAAGAAGAAAGAAAGAAAGAAAGAAAGAAAGAAAGAAAGUACUUCAAACUGAGAUGCCUGUAUUGGUCUGCACUGAAUAAAAAACAUGGAGAUUUAUUUCCUUAACCAUAGGACUCACACGGCUGUAUUUCCUUAACCAUAGGACUCACACGGCUGUGACUCAAACUGAUAGACAGAAAAAAAGAGGACCUGAAGGAGAACUGUUUUUGUACACUGUACAUCCUUGGUAUUUUUACACGUAAAUGUAUACGAUAGGGAUGCACAUCAACUUCCUUCCAAACAGAUGGCUUAAAUAAAAGCACUAUGUCAAUCUGCA
This is a messenger RNA of Alosa alosa (allis shad), 9492 nucleotides long. It is a transcript of the gene akt3a, whose product is annotated as v-akt murine thymoma viral oncogene homolog 3a. Gene Ontology annotation, molecular function: ATP binding; protein serine/threonine kinase activity. Bases 987 to 2429 code for a protein of 480 amino acids. Gene Ontology annotation, biological process: protein phosphorylation. The record is from RefSeq and is a predicted model, not a curated record. The transcript is spliced from 16 exons. Lineage: Eukaryota; Metazoa; Chordata; Actinopteri; Clupeiformes; Clupeidae.